CAUAGCAAGGAAGAGGCCCCUGCACUAUGAUAGAGUUCUUUCUGCACUGCUUGAUUUUAAUCCAAAUUUUGAGACAAUGAGGAGGUGUCAUACUGCCAGCAUUCAGUUUUCCUUGAGAACUGCAUUUUUGGGAUUCCUAAGGUGUACUUAUCCAGCUGUUGUUGAGUCAAGAGAUAGAUUGCUCAGAGCUCUACGAGCAAUGAAUGCUGGUGAUGCAGCUGAGCAAGUCAUUAGACAGGUGGAUAAAAUGAUAAAGAAUAGUGAGCGUGCAUCACGUGACACUCGGCUGAGUCGGGAGGAUCAACCAUCCAUGCAAGUGUCUAUUUUGGGGGACCUCUCAAAGAAAAGAUCCAUGUCUUUGGAUAAUGAAGAGCCAAACAAUAGUCCUGAGUUGGUCUCUAAACGUCCUCACUAUGCUCCUAAUUCUCACUUAGCUUUAUCUGUCCAAAUAAAUGCCGGACAUGAUUCUGGUUCCAUAAAUGGACACUCUCCCAAUCUUCCUCAUUUGGAUAGUGUUUUGACGCCUGUUGAACAAAUGAUUGCUAUGAUUGGUGCUUUGCUUGCGGAAGGAGAAAGGGGUGCCGAAUCGCUUGAAAUUCUUAUCUCAAAGAUCCAACCUGAUCUGCUGGCUGAUAUUGUCAUAACUAACAUGAGGCAUUUGCCUAUGACCCCUCCACCAUUAGCAAGGAUUGGGAACUUGCCUGUAACUCAAGAGGCUAGUUCUCUAAGUAGUUCUGCAGAAGUUGUAAUGCCGGCUGCUACAACAAAUUCCAUGCAGUCUUCAGUUUCCACAGCACCGUUGCCAAUGCCUUCACUAGUUACAACCAGUUCAUCAUUAUCUGAUAUUGCUACAAUCACAGCUGAUUCUAAACGUGAUCCAAGAAGGGAUCCUCGCCGCCAGGAUCCCCGGCGGGCAGCCACAACUGUUGGAGUACCAUCUGUGCCUGUUGUGGAGGAUGGUAGUACUAAGCAAUCUGAGGUUGAUGGUUUUCUUUCUAGUAAACCUCCUUUUUUUACUGCUGUUGAAAAUCCUCCCCUUCUGAUGCCCAAUGUGAAAAGCAAUGACAACAUUUUAGAAGGUCCAUCAGUUUCUGGAAUAGAUCAACCUGCUCCCAAAGAGGAAACUUUGGGAGGUAUUGAAGAAAUUGUCCGUAUUGCAGAGGUCAAUGCUUGUGAUCAUUCAACUUCCCUAAGUGCUACAGUUGAUGAGGAUUCUGCUCCUAUGAAGUUUUCAGAUAUAGAAGCAACAUAUGAGAUUGAUGCAUCACUUGUCCCAGAGUCUGAUCCUAAUUCUCCUGUUAUUACCAAUGCAUCUGCAUCUGAUGAGAUCUGUCAGGAUUUACCUACGCUACCAUUAUAUGUUGAGCUGGCUGAAGAGCAGCAAAGAAGUCUAAAAAAAUUGGCAAUUGAACAGAUAAUUGAAUCGUAUGUGCAACUUAAUAGCUCAGAUUGCAGCCAAACACGCAUGGCAUUACUUGCUCGAUUGGUUGCUCAGAUCAAUGCUGACGAUGACAUUGUUGUCAUGCUGGGGAGGCAUGUUGUUACAGAUUAUCAACAGAAUAAGGGUCACGAGCUUGUAUUGCAUGUCCUGUACCACCUGUAUUCUCUAAUGGACUCGAGUUCAGUUGAAAACUCUUCAUGUUCUGCUGUUCUUUAUGAAAAAUUCCUCUUAGUGGUGGUCAAUUCUUUGCUGGAUACUUUUCCUGCCACGGAUAAGUCUUUUAGUAGACUUUUUGGUGAAGUUCCAUUAUUGCCUGCCUCUGCCUUGAAAUUGUUAGAAGAUCUCUGCUAUUCUGAUGUGAUUGACUCUAAUGGAAAAGAGGUUCGUGAUGUUGAGCGUGUAACUCAGGGCCUUGGAGCUGUGUGGAGUUUGAUUUUGGGACGUCCAAGUAACCGGCAGGCCUGCUUAGGCAUAGCUUUGAAGUGUGCUGUUCAUUCACAAGAUGACAUUCGAGGAAAAGCCAUUCGACUGGUGGCUAACAAACUUUAUCAGCUAAGCUACAUAUCAGAAAACAUUGAGCAGUUUGCAAGAAAUAUGUUGUUGUCAGCUGUUGAUCAGCAUGCCUCACAAGCACAGGUUUCACAGUCUAGGUCAACUACCCAAAGCGCUGAAGGGGAGGAUGGCUUCCAACUUUCAGAGUCUGGAACUUCUGACAUAGACGAAAGGAGUAUAGAAUCCGUAACUCAUAGUGAUUCAACCAUGUUAUUACCUGAAGCUCAAAGACUUGUUUCUUUGUUCUUUGCUUUGUGUACAAAGAAACCUAAUCUUCUCCAACUUGCAUUUGAUGUUUAUGGGAGGGCUCCAAAAAUUGUAAAGCAGGCUUUUCAUCGACACAUCCCUAUUGUAAUUAGAGCCCUGGGUUCAUCUUAUUUGGAAUUGCUCCAUAUAAUAUCUGACCCACCACAAGGAAGUGAAAAUCUAUUGACACUGGUGCUGCAAGUAUUGACUCAAGAGACAACACCUUCUCCUGCCCUGAUAGCCGCUGUUAAGCAUUUAUAUGAAACUAAGCUAAAGGAUGUUACAAUCUUAAUUCCAAUGCUAUCUUCUCUUUCCAAGAGUGAGGUUUUACCUAUUUUUCCUCGGUUUGUGGACCUUCCUUUAGAUAAAUUCCAGUUGGCACUUGCUCACAUCUUACAGGGUUCGGCUCAUACAGGUCCAGCUUUGACACCAGCAGAAGUGUUAGUUGCCAUUCAUGACAUCAGUCCUGAGAAAGAUGGCCUUCCACUGAAAAAGAUAACAGAUGUUUGCUCGGCUUGUUUUGAGCAACGCACUGUUUUCACGCAGCAGGUCUUGGCAAAGGCCUUGAAUCAGAUGGUUGAUCAGAUUCCUCUGCCUUUGCUUUUCAUGAGAACGGUGAUUCAAGCAAUUGAUGCAUUUCCAACCCUGGUUGAUUUUGUCAUGGAGUUACUAUCCAAACUUGUGAGUAAACAGGUAUGGAGAAUGCCGAAGUUGUGGGUGGGAUUCCUCAAAUGUGUAGCUCAGACACAGCCACAUUCUUUUCCUGUAUUAUUAAAGUUGCCGGCUCCACAACUUGAGAGUGCUCUAAACAAAUAUCUUAAUCUCAGAGGUCCCUUAGCAGCAUAUGCAAACCAAGCGAGUACAAGAGCUUCCCUACCUAGAUCAACACUAGUGGUUCUUGGUCUUGCAAAUGAAUGACAUGCAAUGACCACCCAUGUCGACCAUACACCCAUCAGACAACAGUUCUUCAAUUUAGGGAACUACUCUGACGUGAAAAUCAAAGCUUCACAAAUUAGGAAUGGACAAACUGUGCAUACCCAAUCAAGAGGUCUGUGCCAUUCAAGAAUUGGGGUCAUUUGAGAACAACGGAAUUCGCUAUCAUAGCCAUUGCUUGCCUCAGUAACUCGGGAGACUACAAGCUUAACUAAUCGCAUUCUUACCAAGAGAUCACCAUUCAAGAUUAAUCUGACCCCUCUCAUUCCCAGUUUUUUUUUUUGGGAUUGUAUCAUAGGUGUAAUUUGGUCCUAUUUCUACUAUUUGUCAUGUAUAUUUCUUGGAAAAUUUUCCAAACCUCUAAAUCUUUGAUGCGUUUGAUCGAUGUGUUGUGAUAGGUUGGGUCACCAUUCAAAAAGCAAAUACCGAAUGUUCCCUUGUUUUGGCUUAGGGAACCAUGUACUUUCCUUGAGGAUUGAGUGGUUAAAGCAAUGGCCAUACGGUUCUGAGAGUGGAAUGAUCUGGCUAACACUCUACUUGUCCUAAAAUAAUAUAUUUUUUGCUUAAUU
Messenger RNA from Rubroshorea leprosula, 3741 nucleotides. The record is from the annotation of a GenBank genome assembly. Lineage: Eukaryota; Viridiplantae; Streptophyta; Magnoliopsida; Malvales; Dipterocarpaceae.